AUGGUUUAUUUAGUUCAUGAAUAUAAGCGAAUAGAAAAAGAAUAUUCUAUUAUUUUAAGAGAACAAAUUAUCGAUGAAAUUGAUUUUAAUAUAACUAUUUGUACUGGAAUUUCUAAUAUAAAAUUUGGUAUCCAAGGAUUCGCCAACAAACCAUUUCUAAAAUAUAAAAAUAUAAAAAUACCUCCUUGUCAACAUUUUCUAUUCAAACAUAUCAAAAGUCGUGAAGUAAUUUGGUGGAAUGCCAGUGUUCCUUUAAAGGUUAAUGAUACUUUUAAUAAUGUAGGAGAAUAUUUGAAACAUUAUUAUUCCAGAAAUCAUACUGAUUCACUAUCUUUAAUAAUUGGUUUUACUAAAAUCGAAUAUUUAAAGAAAUCAUUUGAUUUAAUCCAUCUUUUAAAAGGAAAUAUUAAAAAUUAUGACGAUAAUAAAUUAUCGUUUGAUACUAAAAAAACAAUUUUAAUUAAUCCGGGACAAGCUCUAUUAAUAUCUCUUAAGGAUUAUAUUGCCAAUUCUGAUGGAAAAUUAUCGUUUAACCCACAAUUAGAAAAAAUACCCAUAAAAUUAGAGCCCAAUGAAUUUCAAUUUGGAAUUCAUCCAAUGGCAAAACUCAUCAAAUUUGAAAAUAAGAAAAAAUACACAUAUGUAAGUUUGGUCUCAAAUCUUGGAGGUUUUUAUAGUGCUAUCGGAGGAAUCUUUAUUUUAUUUUUUGGAAUGCCAAAACUUUCACCUUGGGGUUUGGCGCAAAAAUAUAUUUUAUCCUGCGUUCCUUGUAGAAAAAGUUUUACGAAGAGUCUCGCAAGAAAGUAUGUUUCGUCUGCGGGUAUUCCUUUAGCUGAAAAGGUUAAUAAAAGACCUGAAGCAUCAUCUCUAGAGCAAAGGAUUCAAAUCCUGGAAACUUUGCUACAUGAUUAUUAUUUAGAUGAUUCUUAUUUAAAGUUAAUCAAACGAUUUAAAAUUCAACAUAAAAGAAGGCUUGAAAAGUUUAACAUAGAAGGUGAAAACAAUCCACUGUUUUCAUCUGAAAAUGAUAAUGAAAUUGGUGAAAAGCAAACCUAA
This is a messenger RNA of Funneliformis geosporum, 1056 nucleotides long. The record is from the annotation of a GenBank genome assembly. NCBI's taxonomy places the organism in Eukaryota, Fungi, Glomeromycota, Glomeromycetes, Glomerales, Glomeraceae.